This is a messenger RNA of Hyaena hyaena (striped hyena), 2409 nucleotides long. RefSeq names its product E2F transcription factor 6 (gene E2F6). Gene Ontology annotation, molecular function: RNA polymerase II cis-regulatory region sequence-specific DNA binding; DNA-binding transcription factor activity, RNA polymerase II-specific; protein dimerization activity. The record is from RefSeq and is a predicted model, not a curated record. Gene Ontology annotation, cellular component: RNA polymerase II transcription regulator complex. The transcript is spliced from 7 exons. Bases 271 to 1119 code for a protein of 282 amino acids. Lineage: Eukaryota; Metazoa; Chordata; Mammalia; Carnivora; Hyaenidae. Gene Ontology annotation, biological process: regulation of transcription by RNA polymerase II.
ACUGCGCAUGCGGGAAGAUGGCGGGCCUGGAGUCCUGAGAACCGUGGGUCACCCCGCUCUCCUCCGGUCCGCCCUGUAGCUCCCGAGGUCGUGGGGCAGUGGCGCGUUCGCUCGCGGGCCGGCCUCGGCAGCGGCGCCUCCAAGCAAGGCGCAAGGCCCCGUUCGUGCUCGGCCCCCGGCCCCCGGCGCGUUGGGGGCGGCGCCCGGCCGGAGCGGGAGAAGGCGGGAGAGCGCGCGGGGUGCGAGGCGCGGGGCGGCCGGCGGGGCAGCAUGAGUCAGCAGCGGCCGGCGCGGAAACUGCCCAACCUGCUGGUGGACCCGGCGGAGGAGACGGUGCGCCGCCGGUGCCGCGACCCCAUCAACGUGGAGGGCCUGCUGCCAUCAAAAAUAAGGAUUAACUUAGAAGAUAAUGUACAGUACGUGUCCAUGAGAAAAACUCUAAAAUUGAAGAGACCUCGUUUUGAUGUAUCUCUGGUUUAUUUAACUCGAAAAUUUAUGGAUCUUGUCAGAUCGGCUCCUGGGGGGAUUCUCGACUUAAACAAGGUCGCCACAAAACUGGGCGUGCGGAAACGAAGAGUAUACGACAUCACCAAUGUCUUAGAUGGGAUCGAUCUCGUUGAAAAAAAGUCUAAGAACCAUAUACGAUGGAUAGGAUCCGAUCUUAGCAAUUUUGGAGCGGUGCCUCAGCAGAAGAAGCUGCAGGAGGAGCUUUCUGACUUAUCAGCAAUGGAAGAUGCUUUGGACGAGUUGAUUAAGGAUUGUGCCCAGCAGUUGUUCGAGUUAACAGAUGACAAAGAAAAUGAGAGGCUGGCGUAUGUGACGUACCAGGACAUUCACAGCAUCCAGGCCUUCCACGAGCAGAUCGUCAUCGCGGUGAAAGCCCCGGCAGAAACCAGACUGGACGUCCCGGCUCCCAGAGAAGACUCUAUCACAGUGCACAUAAGGAGCACGAGAGGGCCCAUCGAUGUCUAUUUAUGCGAGGUAGAGAACGGCCACUCGAGUAGCAAAGCGUCUGAAGGUGCGGGCACCUCUUCAGCUAAAAACAAACACCCAGAACACCUUGACAAAGAAGAAAAUCCUCCACAACAAUGUGAAGAAUUGCUUGAAGUGAGCAACUGAUAGCGUUUGCAAAUUCGUGUAUGGAGUUUUGGGGAAGUAUCCUGUACGGAUGAAUUAUGCAUCACAUUUGAUUCUCAGAGCAAUAAAUCAUCCAUGAAGUUCUCUCAUUCUCCGUGACCGCAUCAAGGCCAGUAGUGGCUCUGAGUAGUUCACUACUUAAGUUACUGAUAAUUAUGGUUUCUACAUUUGAAAGCAACUCUUUUUAUGAGGAUUCACUGCUUUUGGUCAGUGAACUUGACACCCUGCCCACUGAACUAAGUCUAUCAUGAAGAGCAUCCCUGAGACCGGCAGUCGGGCCUGAAGCCGACCAUGCUGGGCAGACCCUGGCCUUCCCUUCAAGGAUCACGUGUCAUUAUCACGCAGGAAAUUGCCUUACGCGGGUUCAUGUCUGCAAUUAGCUCUUGGAUGAGUGCGCCAGGCAUCUAGCUGUGACGUCUGUAUAUACCUGUAUAGCGUUCAGACUGCUUACAUACUGUGUCUUAGUAAAACUUCCCAGGCUUGUACAGCCAAAACAGUGUACAUACGGAAAGUCACAGACAAAUUCUCUGAUUUCUGUGGUAUCUAUAACUUAUUAGAAUCCUCUGAACGGGGAUUGGAGGAAAGUUUUUUCCCAGACUUCUACGUGUAGAAGUAUCAUGAAUAUGCUAUACAUCUAAACAUCAUGGAUUUAAUUAAAGUAUUUCAGUCUGGUUCCCAGUGCUGAAGCGGGAAUCUGACACUUCUGGAUUUCAAGCUCCCUACUGUGUGCGGGAGGGUCCGGCGUGCCCUGCGGCCUUCGGGGUGAACGUAGAAAUGCUGUCAGGUACUGGCUUCGUUCUUUGCAAGACAUGAAUUCAAUCAUGAUGAAAAUUAGAAACUUUUAACCUUUGUGCAGGCAGAUUUUGUAAUUUUCUGUACGCAGCCUCGCUUUUCAAUCAGGGGGUUUACUUCUGACGAGUUCGUUGUACCCUGCCCUCUCUCCAGCUCUGGUCCCACGUUUCCAAGAACCUAGCUCUUUCUACCUCAUUGGGUAAGUCAUUUACCACUCUGUGCCUCAGUUUACUCCGUAGUUUACCAUUAGACUGUGAGCUCCUUGAGGGACUUUGUCUUAAUCAUUGUUCUGCCCAGCGCCUUGCACCAUGCCUGGCACGUAAGAAGUGCUCAAUAAAUGUUUGAAUAAAUCAGCGAGUGAGUGAAUUGUAAAAUUAGUCUAAAAACGCUUGUCAACGUCAUUCAGAUUCGUAUUUUAAACUCCUCUCGCUCUGAGAGAGGUUUGAAAGUCGAAAUUAAAACCAUGUGUAAAAAAAAAAA